Messenger RNA from Phanerochaete carnosa HHB-10118-sp, 159 nucleotides. RefSeq lists its product as uncharacterized. The transcript has a single exon. The record is from RefSeq and is a predicted model, not a curated record. NCBI's taxonomy places the organism in Eukaryota, Fungi, Basidiomycota, Agaricomycetes, Polyporales, Phanerochaetaceae. The annotation marks the transcript as partial.
CGUCCUCCAGUUUUUGUCAUCAGCUUCAUCUGCGACAUCGCCAACUUCCUUGACGAGCAACCCGGCGGGCGCCAUCUGCUGGUGAAGUACGUCGGCGAGGACGCAGCGACUGCAUUUUUUGCCGGUGUCUACGACCACACAAACACUGUGCGAAACGUG